GUGCGCCUAGCCGGAAGCUUACUGCGUAACACGUGAGAGAAGAGUCCGAGCUCCGACAAAAUUAGUGCAUCAUGGGUAGAAAAUUGGACCCCCUGAGAAAGGUGCCCCGAGGACCUGGUCGAAAAGCCAAGAAACAACCAGGAGCUGAAAAUGAAUUGAGUAAAAUCCUUUCGGAGGACUCAGAAGUGAAGCGCAUGUCCAGCCGCGGUAGGAAGAGAGCAGCUAAACGGCGGCAGUCGGGGGAAACAACAGCUACUGCAAAAGGGAAGGCAAAACAGAAUGGUGCGGCCCCGGGCAUCGCUAAGAAAAAUGUCCCCGGAUUCACCGAUGAGAAUUCCGAGUGGUUGAAACCAGUGAAGCGACCGAGGAAGGAGGAAGCGAUGUCAAGCGAGGAGGAGACGGAGGGAGAGGAGGACAAAGAGCAAAGCGAGGAGGAAAGGGAAGAAAAUGCGGAGAAGGAGCAGAGUGAGGAAGAAGAGGAGAGCGAUGAAGAGGAGAAGGAGCAGAGCGAGGGAGAUGAGGAGGAGACGACCGCAGGACUCCUGUCUAUGUCAGAUAGUGAUGAUCUACAGGAUGAUUUUGGAACGUCAUCAGAAGAGGAAGGAGAAGAUCUUCUUCCAAUAGAGAGAGACUCUGCAAAGUUGAGAAAGAAGCAGAAAAGUGAAAAAGCCAAAGACAAAGAGGAGUCAAAAAUUCAGCUAAACACUGAUUCAGAGGAAGUCUUUCACUUGCCAACCCCCGAGGAGCUGGAGAAAGAAUUGUCCAGCGCGCCGGAUCUCACCGCGGUGCAGGAACGCAUUAAGGAUGUGGUGGGAGUGCUGCAGGAUUUCAGCCAGCGGGGGGGACCCCAUUCGCGUCAGGAUUAUCUCACUGUGCUGAGGAAAGAUCUCGGCACUUACUACAGUUAUGGAGACUACAUGCUCCAGACCCUGAGCGACCUGUUCCCGGUAUCGGAGCUAGUUGAUUUUUUGGAGGCCUGUGAAGUGCACCGUCCGGUCACCAUUAGGACCAACACGUUAAAGACCCGCAGGAGAGACCUAGCGCAGGCUCUAAUCAACCGAGGAGUAAAUUUGGAUCCGCUGGGGAAAUGGUCCAAAACCGGGCUUGUCAUUUAUGAUUCGUCUGUUCCCGUUGGUGCCACCCCUGAAUACCUGGCUGGACAUUACAUGUUACAGGGGGGGUCCAGUUUGCUGCCAGUCAUGGCUCUGGCUCCGCAGGAGAACGAGAGGGUCCUGGAUAUGUGCUGCGCUCCGGGCGGAAAGACCAGCUACAUUGCCCAGCUAAUGAAGAACACCGGUGUGAUCGUCGCCAACGACGUCAACGCAGAGCGCCUCAGGAGCGUGGUGGGGAAUCUGCACAGACUUGGGGUUACGAACUCCGUCAUCUGCAAUUACGAUGGACGGCAGAUCCCUAAGGUGCUGGGUGGGUUUGAUCGCGUUCUCCUGGAUGCCCCCUGCAGCGGCACCGGAGUCAUCAGCAAAGACCCCGCUGUGAAAACCAACAAGAGCGUACAGGACGUCCAGCGCUGCGCCCACAUACAAAAGGAGCUCAUUCUCAGCGCCAUCGAUUGCUUGGACGCCCAGUCUGCCUCCGGCGGAUUCCUUAUCUACUGCACCUGCUCCAUCACGGUGGAGGAGAAUGAGUGCGUGGUGGACUAUGCCUUAAAGAAACGGAAUGUAAAGCUCGUGCCCACCGGCCUGGACUUCGGAAAAGAGGGCUUUGUAAGGUUUAAGGAGCGCCGGUUUCACCAGUCCCUGCGUCUGGCCCGUCGGUUCUAUCCGCACACCCAUAACAUGGACGGGUUCUUUAUUGCGAAACUCCGCAAAUUCUCGAACACCAUCCCAGCCGCAAACAAAGCGACCGAAGAACAACCAACAGAGACCCCGACCUCGACCCCCACCCCCAGCCCUGCCAAACCCAGUGAAGGGAAGGGGGAAAAAGCGGCCAAAAAAGAGAAGAAAAAGAAAAUCCUCGCAAAAAAACUAAAAGGAAUGCAGAAGAAAAAGAAAAUCCCCGCAAAAACAAAAGGAAUGCAGAAGAAAAAGAACAGCAAAUAGAACCCCCUUUCCCGUGCUCAUCAUAUAUACAGGGCUGGGGUGCCACAAACCACCACAUGGACUGGACUAUGAUGCCCUGGAUAGACAGGACUCUGAUACCCUCCAGACCAUCACAUAGAAGAGACGGCGACGCUCUGCGGACCCCCACGCAGAAGGGACUGCGGUCCACCGCAGAGAGCUGGCUGUUUUCCUUUGCAGGGUGUGAUGCUCUGCGGUUACGUUGUAUCCCUUGUAGGGUGUGAAGCUGUUCUGCGGGUCACGUUCCAUUCUCUGUAAUAACCGUUCUUGUGAUCUUUUUAUGAUAAAAUGAAUAUAAAAAGGA
Molecule: messenger RNA, 2379 nt
Organism: Spea bombifrons (plains spadefoot toad)
Lineage: Eukaryota; Metazoa; Chordata; Amphibia; Anura; Pelobatidae
Gene: NOP2
Product: NOP2 nucleolar protein
Exons: 17
Coding region: 72-2057 (661 amino acids)
Biological process (GO): rRNA base methylation; maturation of LSU-rRNA
Cellular component (GO): nucleolus
Molecular function (GO): RNA binding; rRNA (cytosine-C5-)-methyltransferase activity
Source: RefSeq, a predicted model, not a curated record